Abrus precatorius (Indian licorice) is the source of this 3302-nucleotide messenger RNA. Its product is annotated as zinc finger CCCH domain-containing protein 20-like. Bases 897 to 2111 code for a protein of 404 amino acids. Gene Ontology annotation, molecular function: metal ion binding. The record is from RefSeq and is a predicted model, not a curated record. NCBI's taxonomy places the organism in Eukaryota, Viridiplantae, Streptophyta, Magnoliopsida, Fabales, Fabaceae. The transcript has a single exon.
AAGCACCCCUACAAUUCAAUGUCCUAUUUUAUUUACCAAAGGUCACAUUAUUCAUUUUUCUUUUCAAUCUAUUAACUCAAAUACCCUUUUUUUAUAUACCAUAGAUGAUAGGUUCUUGAUGUAUGAAACGGUCUAAUCAUUGGUUCUGAUUUCAACUUCAUAAAAUUGUUUUUGUUUAUCUAAAAUGGAAAACUUUAAUUGAAUGAUUAUCAUUUUGCAUCUACUUCCACUUAUCCCCAUUUUGUUUGUGUCAAUCGUCUCUGACUCGUGCUUCUUUCAACCUCAUCAGUGGAUACGUGAAGCCCUCCUCAUGCAAUCACGCCUGUGGUAUGACCUAAGAAUGAGAUGUGUUUAUCAACUUCGUCUUCAUAAUCUUCUGCUUUUGUAAAAAGAUAAAAAUAAAGUUGAUGAAUGCAGUAAAAUAAUAUCAAACAAAAACUCAUUUUUUUAUUUGAAAAACUAAAACGAAUAAAACAACACUCUGCCCAUUGGUUUUAUUUCAGAAAAAAAUUGAAAGAAUAUCAUUCACACCACACUGUGGGCUUCCAAAUUUGCCCACUUUCAUUUAAAUAAAUAAUAUUUAAUUAUAAAUGCAAAAAAAAAUGGAGAUAUCUUCAUUGAUUAAUGUGGCGUAUCACACGCUCCACCGCUUUCCGAAGACCAGGGGCGUCUGAGAAAGAAAAGGUCGAAACGGAAUACAGCGUGGUCAUAAUUGGAAAUGACCUUCAAUGCGGAGAUGCCACGUGGAACGACAAUUCCUCCUCAUUCGUCAUACAUGGCAAACGAGGAAGCAGGCUGUCACAUAAGAUCCUCGCACGAGCGCGGUGACGGAGAAAACUCCCUCUACUUUAACCGCAGUAGAAAAAUUGCAGUUCAUUGAUUUUUUUAAGCCAACCAUGGUUAAUCCCAACCGAACCACGGUUAAGUGGCAGUUUAUAAGGGAAGCUAACCAUGCCGGAGUUUCUGUAAACAUCCACAUACAACCAAAACCCAACACCAAAAUGAUGCUCGGAGAGCACCAUCGCGCAAAUCCAACGGUCCACGUGCCUCCGUGGCCAAUCCAUGACGAUCCAACGGCGGAGAUGUAUUCUCCGUAUGCCGCUAACGACGGCAAUGCUGGCGAGUACUCUCCGUACUAUUUGCAAGAAGCACUAACGGCGCUGCAGCGUUACUUACCGUCAAACGAGACGGACGCUGACUCCGACUCCGAGGUUCCGGGUCGUGAGUCAGACGCGCCGGUGGACGCGUACUCGUGCGAUCAUUUCCGCAUGUUCGAGUUCAAAGUGAGGAGGUGCGCACGUGGCAGGUCCCAUGACUGGACGGAGUGUCCUUACGCUCAUCCCGGCGAGAAGGCUCGCCGGCGUGAUCCGAGGAAGUUCCACUACUCUGGCACUGCGUGCCCCGAUUUCCGCAAGGGGAAUUGCAAGAAGGGUGACGCAUGCGAGUUUGCGCACGGCGUGUUCGAGUGCUGGCUUCACCCUGCGCGUUACAGGACUCAGCCAUGCAAGGACGGGACUAGUUGCCGCAGGCGAGUGUGCUUCUUCGCACACACGCCGGAGCAGCUUCGUCUCAUGCCGCAGCAGAGUCCCCGGAGCGCGAACUCGGCGGAUUCUUAUGAUGGGUCUCCGCUGAGGCAGGUUUCGAUGCCCUUCAUGUCUUCUCCGGCGUCUGUGUCUCCGCCGGAGUCGCCGCCGAUGUCGCCGAUGACGCAGUCGCUGAGUCGGUCACUGGGCUCAAGUUCGAUGAACGAGAUGGUGGCUUCUCUGCGGAAUUUGCAGCUGGGGAAGUUGAAAUCGAUCCCCUCAAGCAGGAACGUUCAAAUGGGGUCUCCUGGAUUCGGGUCACCGAGAGGAUCCGUGCUCCGACCCGGGUUUAGUAGUCUUCCAAGUACGCCGACUCAGGCACCGGGUCGUUCUGGGGUAAACUAUUUUGAACUUUGGGAUCAGAGCUGUGAGGAGGAGCCAGUGAUGGAGAGGGUGGAGUCUGGGAGAGACAUAAGGGCUAAGAUGUUUGAGAAACUGAGCAAAGAGAAUUCUUUGGAUGGGUCGGGUUCGGGUCGUCAAAUGGGUGGGGCUCCGGAUUUUGGGUGGGUUUCUGAGCUGGUUAAGUGAAUGUGGGUUUUAGGGAUGGUUUAUUGCGGUGCCGUAUUUUGUGUUCUUCUUGAAGAAUGAGAUGGACGAUUGAAGAUUUGUUUUGGAAGCAGCGAGUUGUGAAGGUGAAUGUUCCGUGUAAAUAUUCUAUUCUAAUGGUAUGGGUGAAGAGUAGCAUCUCUUUUUUGGGGGGGGGUUUUUCUUGAACAGUCAAGACAGCCAUAAGCAUUGAUUUGGGAGAUAAAACUAUAUCCUAAGCUUUUGUAUAGCUACCUUAUUAUUAUUAUUACUAUGAUUAUGAAUUAUUACCAUGUGUCAAUGUUAACUAGCGUGUCUGUUGUCACUUACUAAUCCCAUUGAUGUAUAAAUGUAUUAUAAUAUGUAGGAUGCAAGCCCCUUCUUGUGAUGCAAAUUAUUUAUGUAAUGUAUAUUUUUAUCCAAAUGUGCUCUGGACUUGCCCCUCUCUUCUCAUCAUUUGUUUCAUCCUGCUUCACAAUGUUCUCCCGUUUUCAAUUUUUUGUGGCUGUGAAGUGAUUUAUAACUGUGGUGGUGACUUUUAUAUUUUUUCCUUAUUUGGGACUAAUUUCUUGUUGUUCAUAUGGGAGAUUUGAUUUGAUUCUUGCAGUCGGAAUUUUCUCCUAUGCUAGUAGAGAAUACUAGAAUCCAGGAACGAUUAUUCUCAAAUAUCUUGAUGGAGAUAGAUAAGAACGAUAUGCGGAAUUGGGAUGUGAGGGUUUAAAAUUGGAGAAAAUUGGUAUUAAUAAAAUUCUUAUACUAGUUGAUAAUGUAUUCUGGAACUAUCCCAGUUUGGGACUUGGACUUGGCACACAACACUUGUUUGGGAUAAAUGAAUAUAUUUUCUUUCAGAAGUCCUUUCAUUCGUUUCUCCUCGUAACCCACUUUGACACGAAAAUGGUGACUUGUUCUGAGUUUUCUUUUAGGAUUUGUCGAUUUGCAAAGGGGAACCUAUUGGUGAUGUAACAGUGUGAUCCCCACAUAGAGGAUUACUUAUUUAGCGUAUAUUGAACUUCUUAUCUCGGGGGUUAGAAGAUUACACUCAAAAGGUCGAGACUUUGUUCGCAGAUAACAUGCUUAUGUAAUUGCAGGACAAGAAAAACAACCCAACUUGUUUCAGGCGAUUCCUGUGAUUUCUAAAUGUAAUAAAGCCAUAGAUAUUAUGGUUUUUGUUAAUUUUCAAACUUGGGUAGAAUU